AUGUCGCCAGCAAGGUUUCCACAGGACCACGUACACUGGUUGGAACCGCAGAACGACCGCAAAGAGCCGCACGAAAGUCGCGUGGUGAUGGGCGACUUCCCGGAACUUCCAUUUCUGGACGAAAUCCUUGAGCACUACGACCGCCGUGACUACGACCUGGACGCCUACCUACAACAGUCGUGGUACGACCCUCGGCUGAGCUUGCUCCGUUUCGGCAUCAAUGAAACGGUUAUGCUGAGUGGCGAGGCCAUCACGGCGCUCAUCUGGAAGCCCGACCUGUACUUCGUCAACGCCAAGCGCGCCACCGUCCACGACGUCACGGCGCCGAACGAGUUAGUCCAGAUAACUCCUGGCGGCUACGUGCUCUACGGGGUCAGAGUGCGCCUCAAGCUUUCCUGUCACAUGUAUUUUCAUCUCUUUCCUCUGGACAGACAAAAGUGCUUCAUCGUUAUUAGACCGUAUGCACAAAGAAACGAUCAAACACGCAUUUCUUGGGCACGCGACAAACCCAUUUCGCUGGAGUUUGACAUACAAAUGGAGGAAUUCGACCUAGUUGGCUUCUACACAGGACAAUUUGUUGAGCGACGACAAAUAGGCACCUUCAGCACAUUGAACGUGACGUUCCUAUUGCACCGCCGUAUUGAGUUCCACUUGAUACAAAGCUACUUCACCACCUGCCUGGCGGUGUUCAUCUCGUGGGUGCCCUUCUACAUCACUAUGCUGCUGCCGCAGAUACGCGUGGCGAUCGGUUGCACCACACUGCUGACCGUGCUGUCGAUCAUGUCGUCGGUUCGCACGGUCGCGCCUCGAGUCACGUACGUGAAGGCCAUCGACGUCUGGGCAACCCUGUGCAUCAUAUUCAUAUUUGCCGAGCUCGCAGAGACGACCCUCGUCAACUAUCUCAUACGCAUGAAACUCAGGCCUCACAUCAUGCGAAGGGUGGACUUCGGCAUCGCCAACCUUCUGCAUUACAUCCGCCAUGGCUACCCGACGGACGACUUCCUGCUCAAGCUGGACUCGAAGAGCAAGCUCGAACUCCACCGGAACCAGAAGAGAGCCGAGGCCAUCGACAGAGCCAGCCGUUACAUGUUUCCUUUCUGUUUUGCCUUCUUAAACCUCGUGUACUGGCUGUAUUACACAGACCAGCGUUACGAGCGUUUUUACAUCAGCUCCAUGUAACGGCGCCGUGACUACCACAAUAGCCGCAGCUAGCUAAUGUAAUAGCAUGACCAAUUGUUAUAUACGAAUAUUUGAAGGGAAUCAUUGGAAAAUGCGUUUUAAAUCGCUAUAAGACCUAUAUCGUCUAUAUUUAUUUUAGC
Rhipicephalus sanguineus (brown dog tick) is the source of this 1319-nucleotide messenger RNA. RefSeq names its product glycine receptor subunit beta-type 4-like. Lineage: Eukaryota; Metazoa; Arthropoda; Arachnida; Ixodida; Ixodidae. The record is from RefSeq and is a predicted model, not a curated record. The transcript has 7 exons. The coding region runs from base 1 to 1179 and encodes 392 amino acids. Gene Ontology annotation, molecular function: extracellular ligand-gated monoatomic ion channel activity; chloride channel activity; transmembrane signaling receptor activity. Gene Ontology annotation, cellular component: synapse; membrane; neuron projection. Gene Ontology annotation, biological process: nervous system process; signal transduction; chloride transmembrane transport.